ACUGACACCAUGGAGAAGAAGAACCAGAGGGGGAGAGUGAGUGAGUCUGUGUUGCUGGGUUUCCCAGCUCCUGUGCCACUGCAGGCACUAUUAUUUGCCCUUUCUCUGCUGGCCUAUGUGUUGGUGCUGACUGAGAACACACUCAUCAUUAUGGCAAUCAGGAACCACCCCAGCCUCCACAAACCCAUGUACUUCUUUCUGGUUAACAUGUCCUUCCUGGAGAUUUGGUACGUUACUGUCACUAUUCCCAAGAUGCUAGAUGGCUUUGUUGGGUCCAGACAGGCAGGGCAGCUAACCUCCUUUGAGGGCUGCAUGACGCAGCUCUACUUUUUCCUGGGCCUGGGAUGCACUGAGUGUGUCCUCCUCACAGUGAUGGCUUAUGAUCGUUAUGUGGCCAUCUGCCAUCCUCUCCACUACCCUGUCAUUGUCAGUGGCCGGCUGUGUGUGCAGCUGGUAGCUGGGUCCUGGGCUGGAGGUUUUGGCAUCUCCAUGGUCAAAGUUUUUCUCAUUUCUCACCUCUCUUACUGUGACCCCAACAUCAUCAACCACUUUUUUUGUGACGUCUCCCCAUUGCUCAACCUUUCAUAUACUGACAUGUCCACAGCAGAGCUUAAAGACUUUGUCCUGGCCAUUUUUAUACUGCUGGGGCCACUCUCUGUCACCGGGGCCUCCUAUAUGGCCAUCACCAGUGCUGUGAUGUGCAUUCCCUCAGCUGCUGGGUGCCAUAAAGCCUUUUCCGCCUGUGCCUCUCACCUCACUGUUGUGGUCAUCUUCUAUGCAGCCAGUAUCUUCUAUGCAGCCAGUAUCUAUGCCCGUCCAAAGGCAAUCUCAGCCUUUGACACCAACAAGCUGGUGUCUGUACUCUACGCUGUCAUUGUACCACUGCUCAACCCUAUCAUUUACUGCUUGCACAACCAAGAGGUAAAGAGAGCCUUACGCCGUACUCUGUGCCUAUACCAGGGCUGUGAUGCUAAGCCUGGGAAAGCUAGAAGAGUUGGGUAG
Physeter macrocephalus (sperm whale) is the source of this 1002-nucleotide messenger RNA. RefSeq names its product olfactory receptor family 6 subfamily A member 2 (gene OR6A2). NCBI's taxonomy places the organism in Eukaryota, Metazoa, Chordata, Mammalia, Artiodactyla, Physeteridae. Gene Ontology annotation, cellular component: membrane. The record is from RefSeq and is a predicted model, not a curated record. Gene Ontology annotation, biological process: G protein-coupled receptor signaling pathway. Gene Ontology annotation, molecular function: olfactory receptor activity; G protein-coupled receptor activity.